Messenger RNA from Eucalyptus grandis, 2271 nucleotides. RefSeq names its product receptor-like protein 43. NCBI's taxonomy places the organism in Eukaryota, Viridiplantae, Streptophyta, Magnoliopsida, Myrtales, Myrtaceae. The transcript is spliced from 3 exons. The coding region runs from base 1 to 2271 and encodes 756 amino acids. The record is from RefSeq and is a predicted model, not a curated record. Gene Ontology annotation, molecular function: protein binding.
AUGUCUGCACUGCUACAGUUUAAAGAGAGGUAUGAAAUCGCCAAUGUUUCGGGUGGUCCUCUCGCUCAUCCCAAGACUCUAUCCUGGAAAAAUAGUCAGGAUUGUUGCUCUUGGGAUGGGAUCGAGUGCGAUGAGAACACAGGCCACGUAAUUGUUCUCGAUCUGGGAAGUAGUUUGCUCUAUGGUUCUAUCGACAACAACAGUACCAUCUUCCAGCUUGCUCAUCUUGAAAAGCUCAAUCUCGGCGACAAUCACUUCAACUACUCUCAAAUUCCGUCUCGAGUUGGAGAUCUAUCGAGAUUGACUCAUCUCAAUCUCUCUGCUUCCUUUUUUUCUGGCCAAGUUCCAUCAGAAAUCUUCAAACUUACAAGGUUGGUGUACCUCAACCUAUGUUGCAAUCUGGAUCCACAUCAUGAUAGACUUUUGUUGGAGAUGAAAGCGCCAGGCCUGAGAAGGCUAUCUCAAAAUCUGACCAGCCUGGAAGAACUUCUCCUUGGUCUCGUCUACAUGUCAUCCCAAGUGCCCAACACUCUGGCAAAUCUAUCUUCACUGAGAAGGCUGAACAUAGAUGGGUGUGACCUGCACGGUGUAUUUCCGUCUGCCAUUUUUUAUUUACCGAAGCUACGAUAUCUUAGUGUGGGUGGCAAUGAAGAUCUCACGGGCCGUUUGCCUAACUUCAACUCUAGUAGUCCUCUUGAAGAGCUGCAGCUAUUUACCACGAGCUUUUCUGGGGAGCUACCGACUUCGAUCGGAUCCAUCCCGGCUUCAUUUGCUAACCUUAGCAACCUUGAAUACCUAGAUGUCGGAAUGAACCCAUUCGCUGCCCAGUCCACUUCCUCUUUGUCUUGGGGAGAAGUGCCAUUUUGGGUGUGGAACGGAAGUUUUAAUAGCAUGCAGUACCUGAAUCUCUCUCAUAACUCCUUAACUGGUCUUGAUCGAUAUUACCCGAUAAAUCCUUUAUACAUGUAUACGAUGGACCUAUCUCAUAACAUGUUGAAAGGACCGCCCCCUGAAGCACCACCAUCCAUAGUGUCCUAUAUAGUAUCCAACAACAAGCUAACGGGAGCAUUGCCACCAUGGAUCUGCAACUUGAGCUCAGCAAUCACACUAGACUUGUCUUCUAACAAUUUGACUGAUGUGCUUCCGGAUUGUUUGGGCAAUAUCAGCGAAUCUCUCAUGAUAUUGAACCUAAAAGGCAACAAUUUCCACGGAAACAUUCCAGAGGUAUCGAGGAGGGAGACGCAAUUGAUGAUGAUUGAUUUGAGUGACAACAAGUUGCAAGGCAAUUUACCGAGGUCCUUGGCCAAUUGCAAAAAGCUCGAGUUCAUCAACGUUGCAAACAACUUUAUCAUGGACACCUUCCCAUCAUGGUUGGGAUCUCUACCGGACCUUCAUGUCCUUAUUUUGCGAUCCAAUAAAUUCCACGGUGUCUUAGAGAGGCCUAAAUCUAGUCUCUCAUUCCCUAAGCUACGGAUACUUGACCUCUCUAUUAAUGCAUUUGCCGGUAAGUUGCUUGUGGAAUUCUUUCAGUCUUUGAGUGCCAUGAAAUCUGACACAGGGAACUUUACAUACAUGCACGGAGACCUAUAUCCAUCAGCGUGGCUUAUGUACACCUACUAUGGUGAUUAUGAUUUCUCCAUGACAGUGAUUUACAAAGGUCUUAAACAGUAUUACCCAAAGGUACUAGAUGUCUUCACGGUCAUUGACCUAUCCAACAAUUCGUUUGAAGGAGAGAUCCCUGGUGCCAUAGGUGAUCUCCAAGGAUUGCAUGGACUAAGCCUUUCCAACAAUUUCCUCACUGGUCACAUACCAUCAUCAUUAGGGAAUCUCACAGUACUUGAGUCAUUGGACCUUUCUCGGAACAAACUCUCAGGACGAAUCCCCCAGAAGCUAACGAAACUGACGUUCCUUUCUUCACUAAAUGUGUCUUACAACAAUUUGACAGGAUUUGUGCCUAGAGGGGCACAAUUCGAUACAUUUACAAACAAUUCUUUUGAAGGGAACUUGGGACUGUGUGGGGAAUUCAUACCCAAGAAAUGUCGACAUUUGGGGUAUGCGUUGGGACAACCUCCAACCCAAUAUGAAGAGGAUUUGGGAUUGCCAAUUGAACUCGAUUGGAAAAUUGUUCUGAUGGGGUAUGGGAGUGGCUUAGUGAUUGGAGUGGUCAUAGGAAAUGCAUUCUUCUCAUGGAAACAUGUUUGGAUUGAGGAAAAUAAUAGGAGAAGGCGAUGGCCUAGUAGGAGGCAACCUAGGAGAGGUAGGAUUUCCUAG